Molecule: messenger RNA, 1065 nt
Organism: Blepharisma stoltei
Lineage: Eukaryota; Ciliophora; Heterotrichea; Heterotrichida; Blepharismidae
Source: the annotation of a GenBank genome assembly
AUGCAGCAAUGUCCUAGUAGUGAAUUAGAAAUAGUCGUAAGCGAUCUUGAUCCGACUGUUACUGAAUCUGACCUUUACAAGCAAGCCUCACAAUAUGGUCAAGUUUCACAUAUCAGAGUUCUCAGACAUGCCGGCACAAAAUUGUCUCGUGAAGUUGCAUUUAUCAAAUUUCUUGAUGCUGCUUCUGCGAUCCUAGCAAGAAACGAGAUGAAUGGGCUGCUCUUCAAAGGCAAAGUCAUUAGAGCGAUGAGAUUUGAUAAAGAGCGUGACCCUGAAGCUAAUAUUUUUGUAAAAAAUAUAAACGAAAAUGUUACCUAUAAAGAGCUUGAAAAUCACUUUAAGGAUUAUGGUGGCAUUUUGUCUUGUAAGAUCAGCUAUGAUGAAAAUGGAAUUUCUAAGAAAUUCGGCUUCAUUCAGUAUGAUGAGCGUGAAGCGGCUGAAGCAGCAAUUGCUUAUGGAAAUGGAUCAUUACUGAGAGGAAGCGAAUUGGAAGUUAGCAAGUAUAUUCCAGCCAGCAGCAGAAUAAUCUCUGAGGAUGAAGUCCUUUAUGUAAGAGGUUUUGGUGCUGAUAUGACAACUGAGCAACUCCAUGCCAUUUUUUCACCAUUCGGCAUAAUCACUCAUCACGAGAUUCUGUUCAAGAAGCAAGAAGAUGGCACUAAGAGAUACUUUGGUAUUGUCUGCUUUGCCAAUCAAGAAGACGCCUCAAACGCUAUGCAAGCCUUAAAUGGAAAAUCUGACAACGGAUUUAUCUGGUACAUUGCAGUUCACAUGAACAAGAAAAAGCGUUUAGCGCUGCUGAGACAAGAAAAUGAGCAAAAGAAAGAAGACUGGAAACAAAGAAAUAUCUAUAUAAGAGGUCUUCCACUUGACAUUGCUGAAGAAGAGCUGAGAAAAUUUUUUCCUAGAAUUCGGAGAAAUCGAAUCUAUAAACAUUCCAAAAGUUGAAAGACUAAGCUACCAAAACAAUGAAAUAAUCAGAGAAUUCACUGUAAAAGGCGUCGCCUAUAUUCUUUUCGUCAAACCUGAGAGCGCUAUAAGAGCUGUUCAAGAGAUGAGGAAUAA